Molecule: messenger RNA, 1256 nt
Organism: Phoenix dactylifera (date palm)
Lineage: Eukaryota; Viridiplantae; Streptophyta; Magnoliopsida; Arecales; Arecaceae
Product: hyccin
Biological process (GO): phosphatidylinositol phosphate biosynthetic process; protein localization to plasma membrane
Cellular component (GO): plasma membrane
Source: RefSeq, a predicted model, not a curated record
CAGCCCCCAAACUUCUCCCCUCCUUCCCUUCCUGUCCCUUAUCCCACCCCACCCCAUGUCCUCCGAUGCUGUUCCCUCCGAAUCCGCCACCUUCUGGCAAUCCAUCCACCGUGCCCAGGCCGCCAUCAACUCCCUUUCCCUCAUCCUCGGCCCCCUCCCCGAGCCCCUGACCUUCUCCGAAAACCCCGCCACAUCUCUCCUCCAUGAUGCAGACAUCUCCCACGACAUCUCCAGCCGCCUCCGCCAUCCCGGUUCCGGCUCCGGCGACGACAACCUUUGCCGCUGGCUGUAUGACACCUUUCAGUCCACCGACCCGGGCCUCCAACUCGUUGUUCUCAACUUCCUCCCAACCAUCGUCGGUGUCUACCUUUCCCGUGCCAUCUCUCGGAAGCCCCUCGCUGGCUUCGAGGCUGUCAUGCUGGCCCUCUACGCGCACGAGACCGUGAUUCGGGGCGGCGAGCCUCAAACUGUGAUGCUUCCCAACCUCACAAAUCCAAGCCUCUACCACGAGGCCAAGGCCCCCACCAAGAGCCAAGCUGUGGAUCUCAACAUAGCGGUGCUCUCCCCUGCUUUGGAGCCAUGUGGCACGGUGCGUUCCACCAAACGAGCUCGAAUUAUUGGAGUAGCAUUGGAGCUAUACUACAGCAAGAUACACGACCUGCCCCUCUCUUCCAAGCUGGAGUUUUGUGAGUUUUGUGUGGAUUGGGCGGGCCAAAACGGGCCUUUGGAGGAGGAGAAACAUGGCAACUUCGAGUCUGAUGCGUCUUGUGCUGACCAACAAGGAGAAACAGUUCAAGUAAAAAGUGGUGAAGAAAAGCAUGGGAAGAAGAGGAGAAAGAUUCCUCUACCAUGGGAGCUCUUCCAGCCUAUAUUGAGGAUUAUAGGGUAUUGCCUUCUUGGUGGUUCGAACUCCGAAGAGCUUAAGGAAGCAGCGCUGGUGGCAGCGCAGCGCCUUCACUUGAGGGCGCUGCAUGAUGUGAAUCCCCAGGCAAUUCUUGCAUCCAGGAGCCUCCUCAGGUUGGCAAAGAUGCCGGGUGAUACUAUUUUAGAGCCGCCCAUUGUGAGCGAUUCCGAUGAUCUCGCUGCACUGGAGAGAGCAAAGAUUGAGCAAAGUCUAGCUAAUGACAUGUAAAAUUGAAUUACUUUUUUUUAGCUUAAAUGUAGAAAGAUUUGCCAAACCUUCGAAAGGGAAGAGGAGUGCCAACCGGCCAAGGCAAGUCCUAUUGAAAAUGUUAUAAAAAUAUUGUUUCAUUCAA